Vidua macroura (Pin-tailed whydah) is the source of this 9108-nucleotide messenger RNA. It is a transcript of the gene IGFN1, whose product is annotated as immunoglobulin like and fibronectin type III domain containing 1. Lineage: Eukaryota; Metazoa; Chordata; Aves; Passeriformes; Viduidae. Bases 1 to 7761 code for a protein of 2586 amino acids. The transcript has 26 exons. Gene Ontology annotation, molecular function: protein binding. The record is from RefSeq and is a predicted model, not a curated record.
AUGCAUAAAGGAAGAUGUUUAGCUGUGGAGGGGCAAGCUAACAGCCCUGUGACAGGCGGCCCCGCCCGCGGCGACACCGCGCCGGGACAGCGGCGGGAGGGAGGCGGCACGGACGGAGAGGCUGAGGAGGCUCCAGCCGGGCCCGGAGCGGAGGGACCCGCACUGACCCCGGCCCUGCCCUGGCUGCAGCUGCGGCUGCCACAGCACUCGGCUGGGGAGGACACCGGGCUGAGAGCCGCAGUAAAAAUCUUCAAGAAAUCUUCUAUCCCAGGAGUUGUUAUCACUCAGUUUGUGAAUGAUGUUCCAGAAGGAUGCAGUACACCUGAUUUUGAGAAGAAACCACUCAGUCUGACAUUGCAAGAAGGCAAAAAUGCCAUUUUCAGAGCUGUGGUCAAAGGUGUCCCAGCUCCUGAGGUGAAAUGGUCGCGUACACGGAAAGGAAUGGAUGAUCCUGCCAAAUAUGAAAUGUCCUUCAAUAGUGCUACAAAUGAAUUCAUUCUGCAGAUCAAGAGCCUGGUUCUGGAUGACAGUGAUUUGUAUCGCUGCUGUGCUGUUAAUGCCUAUGGAGAGGCCUCGUGCUCUGCUGGCCUCAGGAUCAUCCAAGUUGGCUUUAAGAGGAAGGCAAAAUAUGUUCCUGUUCAUGCUGCUGAUGAGCUCAAGAAGACACUCCUGGACUCCAAGAAGCUGCUGAGGAAGAGGGUUGCAGCACCAAAACCGAAGCCCCUGGACAAAGAAGCUGUGUGGCAGCUGUUGCUGCAUGCAGAUAGGAGAGAUUAUGAGAAAAUCUGUAUGAAAUAUGGAAUUGUUGACUUCCGUGGGAUGCUGAGGAAGCUGCAGGAGAUGAGGAAGGACACAGAGAGUGAACAAGACAAGUUAAUUCACAGUCUCAAAAACUUUGAACACAUCAAAGUUGACAAGGAGGGAAAUGCUACUUUCAGCCUGGAGAUGGAGCUGAAAAACAGCAACAGCAACGUUUACCUGCUCAAGGACGGCGAGCGGCUCCGGUACGGGACAGGGGAUGAGUACAGGAAGCACUGCCUGCGGAGAGUGGGGAGGAGGUACUACUUCACUGUCAAUGAUGUGCAGCCAGAGGACGCAGGGGUGUACCAGGUCAGGGUGGAGGACGUCCCUGUCUUCUCAACUGAACUGGAUGCUCAAGCCAUCCCGGCGCGGUUCCGGCAGCCGCUCUCCGACGUGCGCUGUGCCGAGGCCGGGGACGCCGAGUUCCAGUGUGUGCUGUGCAUGCCCUGCCACCAACCCCUGUGGCUGCACAAAAGCCACCCUCUCCAGGCCAGUGACAAGCACCAGAUCUCUGUGACACCUGAUGGCCUGACCCACAAGCUGAUUGUCAGGAACGUGGGGCCCUCGGACAGCGGCCUGUACACGCUCGACGCGGGACAGGGCUCCUCCAGCGCCUGGCUCCUCGUGGAGUAUGCCAAAGGAAAGAGGAGACAGGAUGAAGGAGAAAAGAUUGGAAGGGAGACAUCUGAGUGGCUGAAAGAAACAAUGGCAGACAAUGAAAGGGCGAGGAAGCUUCGUCGCCAAGAACAAGCUGCUGCUGAAGAUCGUCCUUCCUUUUCCACAUCCUCUGGUGUGGAGAAAAGUGGCUGGUACAGAACAGGUCAAGGCAGCAGUCAAGGCAGGGGCCAAGGACACUCCAUUGAUUCUGAUGAUGGAAGCCAAAGAUUUUUGGGAAAAGAAGGGCUACGCAAAACCCACAUGAAUGGAGAGAUGGGGUCUGGGCAGUUUUCUGGAGCAGGUCUAGUUGGAGACUCGGCAGCCAAUGACGGCAGCAUCUUUGGACUAAAAGGCUUCGGGGGCAGAAGUGGGUUAAAGGCUGUCCAUGGCAUGGACUCUGUGUCAGGCAGAGCAGGUCCUGGUGGUGCAGUAGGAGGGGCAGGUGAAUGGAAUUCUGUGGAUGGCAGAGGUGAAGGUUUGCUGGGUGCUGCUAACAUUGACAUGGAUGAUGGAGAAGGUUUGGGCUCUCAGCAUGACAAGGAUGGGAAUUUAGGUGAUGCCAGUUACAGAGCGGGUUUUGGGGGUGCUGGGAGGUUCAGUGGUGGAAGUUUUGUGCCAGAUGGGCUUGAUCCUGAUUCAGCUGGAGUGGGAGCCAGAGGAAUGAGAUUCCACCAUGGCAAGGAUGGGCAUGCCACUGUGGGUGAUAUGAAUGGAGCAGGUAUAAACAGAGAGGGACAAACAGGGACUCCCUAUGGCAAGGCUGGCCUGACACCUCAUGCCAGUGGUCAGUUAGGGCAGACAGGAAGAUCUGGCUCAUUGUAUGGGCCAGGAGGCCUUCCAGGUGGAGAUGGGGCUACAUCUGGUACAGGUGGCAAUUCCAUAGGAGAAAUGGAGGCUUUGUAUGGUCCAGAUGGUCAGGCACUGGGACUGGCUGGUGGUGCUGGUGGAGCUGGUGCAGGGGGAUUUGGGUCUCCCUAUGGAAAGGAUGGUCUCCCAGCUGGGGGUGGUUUUGGUGGUGUUGGUGCAGGGGGACUUGGAGCUCCCUAUGGGAAAGAUGGUCUUCCAAUUGGAGCAGGUUCUGGUGGGGCUGGUGGUGCAGGGGAACAUGGAUAUCUCUAUGGAAAGGAUGGUCUCCCAGCUGGGGCUGGUGGAGCUGGUGCAGGAUUUGGAGAGGCUUUGUAUGGUCCAGAUGGUCGGCCACUUGGAGCAGGUGUUGGUGGUGGUGCUGGUGCAGUGGGGUUUGGAGCUCCCUAUGGAAAGGAUGGUCUCCCAGUUGGAGCUGAUGUUGGUGGAGUUGGUGUAGCUGGUGUAGGGGGAUUUGGAGCUCCCUAUGGAAAGGAUGGUCUCCCAGCUGGAGCAGGUGCUGGUGGUGCAGGAGGAUUUGGGGAGGCUUUGUAUGACGGUCGGCCACUUAGAGCUGGUGUUGGUGCUGGUGGGGGUGGUUCUGGUGCAGGGGGAUUUGGAUCUCCCUAUGGGAAGGAUGGUCUCCCAGCUGGAGCUGGUGGAGCUGGUCUAGGAGGACUUGGAGAGACUUUGUAUGGUCCAGAUGGUCGGCCACUUGGAGCAGGUAUUGGUGGGUCUGGUGGUACAGGGGGACUUGGAUCUCCCUAUGGAAAAGAAGGCCUCCCAGCUGGAGCUGGUGGAGCUGGUGCAGGAGAAUCUGGAGAGGCUUUGUAUGGUCCAGAUGGUCGGCCACUUGGAGCAGGUGUUGGUGGUGCUGGUUCUGCAAGUGCCAGGGGAAUUGGAGCUCCCUAUGGAAAGGAUGGUGUCCCAGCUGGAACAGGUGCUGGUGUUGGUGGUGCAGUGGGAGUUGGGGGUCCCUAUGGAAAGGAUGGUCUCCCAGCUGGAGCAGGUGCUGGUGUUGGUGGUGCAGGGGGAGUUGGGGGUCCCUAUGGAAAGGAUGGUCUCCCAGCUGGAGCAGGUGCUGGUGUUGGUGGUGCAGUGGGAGUUGGGGGUUCCCAUGGAAAGGAUGGUCUCCCAGUUGGAGUAGGUGCUGGUAGGGCUGGUGGUGAAGGGGGAGCUGGAGUUCCCUAUGGAAAGGAUGGUCUGCCAAUUGGAGCAGGUGUUGAUGGUGGUGUUGGUGCAGGGGGACUUGGAUCUCCCUAUGGAAAGGAUGGUCUCCCAGCUGGAGCUGGUUUUGGUGUUGGUGGUGCAGGGAGACCUGGAGCUCCCUAUGGAAAGGAUGGUCUCCCAGCUGGAGCAGGUGCUGGUGUUAGUGGUGCAGGGGGAGUUGGGGGUUCCUAUGGGAUGGAUGGUGUCCCAGUUGGAGCAGGUGCUGGUGGGGCUGGUGCAGGGGCAUUUGGGUCUCCCUAUGGAAAGGAUGGUCUCCCAGCUGGAGCUGGUGUUAGUGGUGCAGGAGAGGCUUUGUAUGGUCCAGAUGGUCAGCCACUUGGAACAGGUGGUGGUGGUGCUGAUUCUGUGAGUGCCAGAGGAACUGGAGCUCCCUAUGGAAAGGAUGGUGUCCCAGCUGGAGCAGGUGUUGGUGAUGCAGGGGGAGUUGGAGGUCCCUAUGGAGAGAAUGGUGUCCCAGUUGGAGCUGGUGUUGGUGGUGCAGUGGGAGUUGGGGGUCCCUAUGGAAAGGAUGGUGUCCCAGCUGGAGCAGGUGCUGGUGUUGGUGGUGCAGGGGGAGUUGGGGGUCCCUAUGGAAAGGAUGGUCUCCCAGCUGGAGCAGGUGCUGGUGUUGGUGGUGCAGUGGGAGUUGGGGGUCCCUAUGGAAAGGAUGGUCUCCCAGUUGGUGCAGGUGUUGGUGGUGCAGGGGGAGUUGGGGGUCCCUAUGGAAAGGAUGGUGUCCCAGCUGGAGCAGGUGCUGGUGUUGGUGGUGCAGGGGGAGUUGGGGGUCCCUAUGGAAAGGAUGGUCUCCCAGUUGGAGCUGGUGUUGGUGGUGUAGGGGGUGUUGAGUGUCCCUAUGGAAAGGAUGGUGUCCCAAUUGGAGCUGGUGUUGGUGGUGCAGGGGGAGUUGGGGGUCCCUAUGGAAAGGAUGGUCUCCCAGUUGGAGCAGGUGCUGGUGUUGGUGGUGCAGUGGGAGUUGGGGGUCCCUAUGGAAAGGAUGGUCUCCCAGCUGGAGCAGGUGCUGGUGUUGGUGGUGCAGGGGGAGUUGGGGGUCCCUAUGGAAAGGAUGGUCUCCCAGUUGAAGCAGGUGCUGGUGUUGGUGGUGCAGGGGGAGUUGGGGGUCCCUAUGGAAAGGAUGGUCUCCUAGCUGGGGCGGUGGCAGGAGCUGCUCAUUUUUCUCUUGGAGGUGAGGAAGCAAUGGGAUCUGGCCAUGGCACAGAUGCCGCACUGAGCAGAGCUCUGGGAUAUGCAGGUGGAGCAGGAGGAGAGGGCUUUUCCAGGGAGGGCUCUGCACUGUGGGGUGCAGGGUCUCCUUAUUGUGAGGACAGAGGGUCAGCUGUAGCCACAGCUGGUGCAGGUGGAGUUGGGAGGUUGGGAGGGGAUGAAUGGGAUUCAGUCCAUGGUAAAGGAGGUGUGGGAGCUGCUGGUGGACCAGGUGGUGAAUAUGGGCUGAACGCACAUCUUGGCAGAUCUUCGAGAGGUGAAACUGGAAAGGGCACUGCCAGUGAUGUCAGAGGGCCAGGGAACAAAGGUUCAGCUGGUGACAGAGGGUCCCUGCCUGGUCCAGGAGGAGCCAGGGGAGAGGGCAGAGAUUUCAGACAGUUGGGCUCUCUCUAUGGCACAAAUUCUGCCUUUGGAGAGGCAGGGAGUAAAUCCCAUGACAGAUCUGUUGAUGGGAGUAGUUCAGGAGGGUUUGGUCAAGGUCCACUGAGUUAUGGCCAGAUGUCAGGUCCUUUUGGUGGACCUCCUUCAGCAAACCAGAGAAACCAGGAACCUGACAUGGAUCUUAAAGCAAAUGAUUCCCUGAACACAGAAAGCACAGCACAAAAGAGACGGAGUGUCCUGGAUGAUCUCAAAGUCCCACGCUGUUACCUCAACAAGCAGCUGGCGACCGUGCGAGUGCUGAAGGGGGACCCAGCUGAGCUGUCCUGCACUGUCAGCAAGGACAAUGUGACAGGAACCUGGUUUAAGGAUGGCCUAAAGUUAACAAGCAUGGAUGGAGUUGUCUUUGAAAAGAAAGGUCUUGUCCACAAACUGAUCAUUAACAAGGCUGAAGAUAUUCAUGCUGGGAAAUACAGGUUUGAAGGUGGAGAUGUAAAAACUGAAGCUUCAAUUUUUGUUGAAGAUCCUCCCCAGGUGGACAAAGUUCUCCUCAAGAACUUGACCAGUGUCCCCACAGUGGCCAAGGCUGGGGAGGGGGUGAAGCUGCGGAUCCCAUUCGAGGGUCGGGGGCCCAUCAGGGCGGCGUGGCUGAAGGACAGGAUGGAGCUGGGGGAUGACACCAGGAUCCGUGUGGACAAGACAGACACCUGCACCACGCUGUCCAUCUCCAGCUGCGACAGGAGGGACUGUGGGGAUUACAAAGUCAGGCUCAAGAACGACAGUGGUGUCCUGGAGAUCAACCUAAAGCUCAUGGUGAUAGACAAGCCACAGCCUCCAGCAGGACCCAUCAAAAUUGUAGAAAGCUCCGCCAACAACAUCACAAUCCAGUGGAAGCCCCCAAAGGAUGAUGGGGGCAAACCAAUACAAAGGUACCUCGUGGAGAGGCAGCAGGUGGGCAGGAACGACUGGGAGACACUGGGAGAAACCCCCAGGAGCUGCACCAGCUUCACCAUGAGCAAAGUGGAGGAAGAGAUGAGCUACUACUUCAGGGUGAGAGCCAUGAAUGCCGAGGGAGUGAGCGAUGCGCUGGAGUCAGGGGAAGUGAAGGCUGCUGGUAAAGCUUCCCCUGGUGCCCCCGAUCCUCCUGAGAUCAUCAGUGCCAGCAGAGACACCAUCACCAUAUCCUGGAAAGCUCCUUGUAAAACCGGCACUUCCCAAAUUAUGGGAUACAUUGUUCAGAAACGCAAGAAGGGCACUGUGACCUGGCUGCCAGUCACCAAUGUGCCUGUCAAAGACAAGAAACUGAAGGUGACCAGCCUCAAGAAGGGUGUGCAGUAUGAGUUCCGUGUGGCAGCUGUCAAUGCUGCUGGCACAGGACAGCCCAGUGACCCCUCAGAGCCUGCCUUUGCCCGGGACCCCACCAAAUCUCCAGGCCAAGUGCAGGACCUUAAAGUGAGCAGCAGUGACAGCACCAGCGUCACCUUGACGUGGAACAAACCUGAAGUACAAGACGGGAAUGAUGUAAAAGGCUAUGAGGUGGAGAUGAGGCCCUGUAACAGCCUCAGCUGGACCAAGUGCUUCACCCUCCCUGCAGAGAGCACCUCGUGCAGGGUGCAGGGCCUGCAGGCCCGGGAGAAGCUGUUCCUGCGCGUCAGGGCCCUCGGCGACGGCGGCCCCGGGGAGGCCUCGGAGCUCGAGGCGUGUGCUGGAGCUUCUGCUGCCCUGGUCUCUCCCAGGUUACUGAUAGAUGACACAGUGAAAAGCUUCCUGGUUAUAAAAGCAGGGAAUCCCAUCCGGGUGAAGAUUCCCUUUGAGGGAUCUCCCGAGCCGCUGGUGACCUGGUUAAAGGAUGGGCUCCCCCUUCCCAGCCGGGCUGCCGUGAGCACCGAGGAUGGGAGCAGCCAGCUGCUGCUCAGGGCAGCCGAGCUCAGUGACAGCGGCACCUACACUGUGGAGCUUGGGGAUGGGCUGGGGAAAAGGGAAACCUUCAGCUUCCAGGUUCAAAUUACAGAUAUCCCUCAGCCCCCUGGAGCCAUCCGGCUGGAGGAGAACGUGCCCAACACGGUGACAGUGACCUGGGACCCCUCAGCAUCUGAGCAGUGGGAGAAGAACCUGUAUUACACUGUCCUGAAACGGGAAUCCCAGAAGGGCCUGUGGCAUGUGCUGGGGGAUCUGAUCUACAACAACAAGUUCACCUUCACCAGGGUGGUCCCAGGCAGAGAUUAUUACUUCAGGGUUGUGGCAAAAAAUGACCUGGGAGCCAGUGAUCCAUCAGAGACUGUGCAGCCCUGGAGGAUCUGGAAAAAAAAAGCUGAAUUUCGAGUGAAAGCACAGAAAUACAGAGCAGUCAACCAGAACCAGCACCCGAGGUUCCUGGUGCCACUUAAGUCACACGUGGUGGUGACAGGCAGCGAGUGUCACAUGAGCUGUGCUGUUGGAGGCCAUCCUCCACCAAAAAUCACAUGGUACAAGGACAGCAGAGACCUCUCCAGAGAUCCCAACUACUUCUGCACCAACGACUUUGGAGUGUGCUCCCUGGUGGUGCUGGGGGUCACCAAGCACGAUGAGGGGGAGUACAUGGUGGAAGCCAGCAAUGAAGUGGGCCGUGCCUUCAGCAAAGCCUUCCUCGCCAUCAAAGACUCCUCCCUGUAGCGUGGCCCUGCUGAGAACAUCCCUGCAUGGCUCUGAGGAUGAGAAGGUUUUGGUGAGGACUCGUCCAUAUGAAGGCUGUGCAUUUCUUGUCAGUUGUUCGCAGUCUGAGGGUGUUAUUUUUCAGAUCCAGUAAUUGCAUGUGGAACAUGGUGCUGCACUGCCAUUAAUACUGGGGGAAAAAAGCUUUAAGAGCACUGUUUUGUUUUUGUUUUUGUUUUUUUUUUAAUGAUCAGGCUUUCUAUGAGACCUUUAAAACACAGCUUAGAAGCUUCAGGAACACAGAAGAUGAGAGGAAAAAUAAUUGGCCAAAAUGAAACUUUCCACGGAGAACACAGGUGGGAGAGACCAUCCUGCUACACCUGCAACAAGGACCUUUUUGGACAUCAGGGAUCUUUAGUCCUUUCACAUAUGCUUUUUCAAGCCAUAACAAUCACUUUGGAUUCCAUGUGAUUCUCUGCAGGUUUCCCAAAUCUGGCAAAAGCAGUUCUGCAUAUGUUCUACUACCAGUAGCUGCUAAGUAGAUUAUCUUAAGUUUAAAAGAUCAUCUGCCUGCUCCUUUUGUCUGGGCAGGAGAUGAAACCUCAGACUAGCCUGACAUGGGGUAGGUGAAGCUCCCAGUGCAAAUGCAUGGGUGGGAAGGAGUGGCAGGUUACAACCACUGUGUGAGCAGAGCAACUCCCAAAAUCCAUAGCAUGUGCCGUACAAAGGCUGUGUCAGUCCUGAAUCACCCCAGCAUCACCUGUGCAUCCCAACUGCCCCUGGUCACGGCACUGCUGGAAGGCUUUGCCUUGAGCAGAAAGAGGGGAAAAAUCCUUCCUGUCUGCCCAGAAAUACGAGGGACCCCCAGGGACCUCCUGCCAUGGCCAGGGGCUCCCAUCACUGGGCCUGGACAGCAAAAUGUUCUGGUGGCUGUAGGAGGGUGUCACAGCCAGAGCACCAAGGGUACUUCGUGACAGGAGAGAGCAGAGCCGAACACAGCUGUGGGGCCGGAAUGUUCCCGGGAUUACAUUUUGUACAAUGUACAGAUGUACAUUGCUUCAGAUGUAGCAGCAGUAGAUAAUGAAAUUAAACCACAAUUCAGUGAAAUCUACCCCGAGUCCAUGUUUAUUCUGGAGAAGGAAUCCCAGUCAGUUUCGGGAUCCCUGUCUGCUGCAGUUUCACAUGCGAUUGCUGCACAUGGUCAUCCCUCAUGGAAUUGCUCCCGCAGCUCCUCCUCCUGCGGGGCUGGAGGCAGGGGAUGUCACCUGCAGGGCAUACUCGCUUCUUGACUGAUAAAUACAAGAACCAAGAUUGAUGGAAACCGGAACUGGAGUUGAGGGACCUCGGGAAGCCCCGGCACAGCAGGAG